AUGAGUGGAAACAAGCAACCCUUUUAUUACUAUUCUGUCUUUUCCUUCUGCCAAAAGUAUUGGAAGCUUGCCAAUGGCGCACACGCCACGUUUGAGGGUCGAGACUCACUUUUCUCGCUCGUCUGCGCAUCGAACCUAUUGAUAGAUAGCCCUGGGCCAAUUACUGACGAGAUUCUCACUCAGGAAAGUACACACCGCCUUCUAAAGACUCAAUCAAGAACCAGAGAAACUGCAAUCAACCUUAACUCUCUGAUUCGGUCGAGGUGGAGAAAAAGCACUCAUGCCGAAUCCUACCAUAGGAAAAGAGACUGGGGUCGCUUCCUCUAUAUAGUAGACAUCAUCAAAGCCCUCGCAGCUCAACCAUCUAUUUUCGGCUUUUUGAGAGAAUACGGACGGUGGGAGAGAACUCGAAGGGGAAUUAAUGGGAAUGAACUAGAAAGUGUCGAAGCUUUCCGACCAGUCCUUCCUCCCUUUGAGAACUUCACCCCGAUUCUACAUGGGCGAGUGACGAAGAAUUCCGUCAAGGAAGUGGUAUCGAGAAUUGACAAUCCAAAACAUGUGGAUUAUGAGAUCUGGCUGGAGAUCUGUCUUGACCUGCAGCCUAUGAUGAUGAGUGGCCAUCGGAUUCACACAAAGAACCUAAAAGGCGAAUCUGAGAUGAGAAGUGUCAGCAAGCGUUCGAGCAGAUCAAGGUUGAUGAACCCGCUUGGUCCCGCCGCGACCAGGAUCGAUGAAAUUGAGUGUACUUAUCUGUUAUAA
Messenger RNA from Striga asiatica, 759 nucleotides. NCBI's taxonomy places the organism in Eukaryota, Viridiplantae, Streptophyta, Magnoliopsida, Lamiales, Orobanchaceae. The record is from the annotation of a GenBank genome assembly.